Molecule: messenger RNA, 1357 nt
Organism: Panicum hallii
Lineage: Eukaryota; Viridiplantae; Streptophyta; Magnoliopsida; Poales; Poaceae
Product: probable transcription factor GLK2
Exons: 4
Coding region: 52-1209 (385 amino acids)
Biological process (GO): regulation of DNA-templated transcription
Cellular component (GO): nucleus
Molecular function (GO): DNA-binding transcription factor activity; DNA binding
Source: RefSeq, a predicted model, not a curated record
CUCUCCUUACUUGGUCGCCACAUCCCCAGCGUACCUGAAUGACCGUCUUCCAUGACACCGCAUGCCUCAGCCAUGGCGCCGGAGGCGGCCGGCGCUGACGGCAGCCGCGGCUCCGACAUGGAGGCGGCCGCGCGGAGCAAGCCCAGGAAGCGGAAGAAGUCCAGGCCGCCGCCCAUGGAGGCGGCCGCGCAGAGCAAGCCCACGAAGCGGAAGAAGAAGGUCGCGUCCUCCAGCGCGGCGGCUGCCGGGCCCGCGACCCCCUCGUUGCCCAGCGGCGGCGACGGCACCGGCGACGGUCAGCAGCAGCAGCUGGCGGCCGGCGACGACGGUCAGCAGCAGCGCGGGAAGCAGAGGGUCGUGUGGACCGAGGAACUGCACGACAUGUUUCUGAAGGCGUACAACAUCCUCGGGGAAGAUGCUGUGCCGAAGAAAAUAUUGGCCUUGAUGAACGUUGAUGGAAUUACCAGAGAGAAUGUGGCAAGCCACCUUCAGAAAUAUCGGUUGAGUUUGAAGCAGGAGGAGAAGCGCGUCCCUGACAAAGGAGACGAACGGCCAAACCUUCAAGCAGAAGCUUCUUCCUCUCAAACGCUUUUGCCUACUACUCCGUCUCCGCAUCCUCCUCCGGCUCAAGCUCAAGAACCAGCUCCGUCGUCCUCUCUGCACCCCCUUCCUCCUCAAGCGCCCUUCGCAUCUCUCAACGUGUCCCAACUGCAGGUAGGGCAUCAUGGCCAGCAGGUACUCCAGACACCACCAGAUUGCCUCGGCAGCAACAGUACCGCAACGGACUUGCUCCUUGGUCCGGGAUUUCCCAUGGCGCAGCCGAUCCAGCAGCGCUUAUUUACGCCGCCGCCGCCACUGGAGGCCACCGUCGCUACGCGGCGGAAGCUCUUCAAGAAACAACAAGAAGCGGGGCGGGACAACGCCGCGGCUUCAGGCUACAGUUCCGUGCUCGUAGGGCCAAGGGCAAGGGCCACCAAAGAAGAAGAGGGGCAAGGGCCACCUGCCGAACCAGAAGCGGCUGAGAUUGCCGCCGGACCUGAAGAGGGACAAGGGCGAGCCAGCGAACCAGGAGCUGCUGCUGCUGGCUCCGUGAGUCCGCCUGGCAGCAGCAUCCAUGGACAAUACUGGAAGAUUGACGACGCCGAGGUUUCAUGGGACUUCGGAUUCCUUUGGUACCCGACGGCGGCCGCAGCGCGGAACAAACCCUAAUGGACAGGGUCGCUUAAUUUGCUUGGUGCCUCUUUUUUGGUAAUGUGACUCAUAGGGAUCUGUCGGUUCGCUAGCUAGUUUCGCUUGGUGCUUUUCCUUUGUCAUGGACUCUGAUGGUUUUUUCCUGAUGUGUGAGAACGUUGGUUAU